Molecule: messenger RNA, 759 nt
Organism: Glarea lozoyensis ATCC 20868
Lineage: Eukaryota; Fungi; Ascomycota; Leotiomycetes; Helotiales; Helotiaceae
Exons: 3
Coding region: 1-759 (252 amino acids)
Source: RefSeq, a predicted model, not a curated record
AUGUUCUCAUUAACCAUCAUACUCGCGGCUAUUUUCGCCAUGGGAGCUGCUUUUCCACAUCCUCAUGACAUUGCAAUCACCAGGUAUCCCACAAGACUCCUAGCCGGCGUCACCGUCCCAGAUACACCCCUAAUUACGAAAAGCAUCGCCUUCGCUCGCCAGAACUCCGAUAAUUUUACGUUCAACCAUGUCAUGCGAAGCUGGCUAUUUGGUGAAAUAGUCGCGUCCUCUGACCCUAUCUACAAGUUUCGAGAUCGUGAAGCCGUCGCAAUAGCUGCGAUUCUGCAUGAUUUAGGUUGGAGUUUCAACCAGGAUCUAAUUUCCAAGAAUAAGAGAUUUGAAGUGGAUGGGGCAAAUAGUGCGCGGGAUUUCUUGAUUAGAGAAGGGGAAAAGGGAAGGUGGGAUAAGCAUCGGCUUCAGCUUGUUUGGGAUAUUAUUUCGUUGCAUACGCAGCCGAGUAUCUGGAUGUAUAAGGAGAUUGAGGCACAGGCGGCGUCUUUGGGUAUCGCUUUGGAUUUCAGACAGCCAGAACAAAGUCCAGGCGGAGUAAUUACCAGAAAAGCUUGGAACCAGAUCACCCACGAAUUCCCAAGACUGAACUUUCGCGAAUCGCUCAAGAAUAUUUCUGUUGGGUUCUGUAUCACGAAACCUGAGACGACCUACGAUAAUUUUAUAAGGGAUUUUGGAGAAGCUUUUGUACCCGGUUACAAAUAUGUCUCGUUCUUGGAUAGUGUUUGGAAGAAUGUGCCAGAUAAUUGA